UCUCAGCUCAUUUCUCAGCUCAUUGAAGCCUCGACCUCCUGGGCUCAAGCAAUCUUCCCACCUCAGCCUCAGCAAUAGGUGGGACCACAAGCAUGGGCCACCACGCCCAGUUAAAUUUUUUUUUUUUUUUUUGAGACGGAGUCUUGCUCUGUCGCCCAGUCUGGAGUGCAGUGGUGUGAUCUCGGCUCAUUGCAAGCUCCGCCUCCCGGUUUCAUGCCAUUCUCCUUCCUCAGCCCCCCAAGUAGCUGGGGCUACAGGCGCCCCCCCACCAUGCCUGGCUAAUUUUUUUUUGUAUUUUUAGUAGAGAUGGGGUUUCACCGUGUUAGCCAGGAUGGUCUGGAUCUCCUGACCUUGGAGACCGCCUUGGCCUCCCAAAGUGCUGGGAUUACAGGCAUGAGCCACCAUACCCGGCAUAAUUUUUGUAUUUUUUAUAGAGGUGGGUUUUUGCCAUGUUGCCCAGGCUUGUCCCGAACCCCUGCCCUCAAGCGAUCCCCCUACCUCGGCCUCCCAAAGUGCUCAGACUACAGACGUAAGCCUCCGCACCUGGCCUGCUUUUGGACUGGUGUGCCAGUUCACACAUGCCUGUGAUAGCAACUGCGUUCUGAACUGCAGGGAUACAUUUACUUGUCAGCACCUGAAAACUUCCUCCUGAGUUGAGUCCAAUUAUCAGCUUCAUGUGCCAUCUGCCAAUCCAGAUGAAACUUGGCAAAUACAAAGCUGUCCUUUUCCAGGUGACACUCCCCACCUUCUUUUUCCUCCACCAUUUCAUUAACAACUAAAAAGCUCCUGCAUGAUCAGACCUGUGUAUCUAUCCAUCAUCAAAUCCUACUCCUUUUUCGAGACUGGGACCCUCUGGAGGCUGACCCAGCCCCGCAUUUGCUAGCAUGCCCUGCAGACAUGACCCUCGCUGGGCUCUGAUCAGCCUUCAGGCCUCCACUCCAGGUGUCACUGUUCUGUCUCCCCUCUGCUCUCACAGCCUUCUCUGCUAGAUGUCUCAGCCGUGCUGGCCCUCUCUUUCAGAAGUGAAUGUACUGAGAGGGUCUUAGGGAUUUAUUAAUAAUGCUCCUGGGGUCGGAUGUAGUAGCUCAUGCCUGUGAUCCCAAUACUUUGAGAUCACUUGAGCCCAAGCGUUUGAGACCAGCCUGGGCAACAAGGUGAGGCCCCAUCUCUAUCAAAAAUUCAAAAAAGUAGCCAAGCAUGGUGGUGCACGCCUGUGAUCCCAGCUCCUCGGGAGACUGGGGUGGGAGGAUGGCUUAAGCUCAGGUCAAGGCUGAAGUGAGACAUGAGGCCACCACUGCACUCCAGCCUGGGCAACAGAGCAGGACUCUGUCUCAAAAAAAACAAAACCCACUAUAACCAUAAUACUAUUAUCACACUUAAGAAAUUCAUAAUUCCUUAAUAUCAUCACAUAUCCAAUUGAUAUUUGAGUUCAAUUAUUUCAUGUCAAUGUUUUUAAACUAUUUCAAUCAGAAUCUAAAUGAGGUCAACACGUUGCAAUUGGUUGGUAUGUCUUUUAAACUCCUUUUAAUCUACAGGUUUCUCUUCUCUUUUUUUUCCUUGAGUUUCAUUUAUUAGAGAACCCAGACAUUGUCCCAUAUAGUCUCCCAGAGUUGGAUCUUGCUAGUUUCAUCCCCACGGCCUAGUUUAACACAUUCCUCUGUCCUAUUUUCUUUUUUUUUUUUUUUCUUGAGAGGGAGUCUCCGUCUGUCCCCCAGGCUGGAGUGCAGUGGCUCCAUCUCAGCUCACUGCAACCUCUGCCUCCCAGUUCGAGUGAUUCCCCUGCCUCAGCCUCCUGAGUAGCUGGGAUUACAGGCGCCUGCCACUACGCCCAGCUAAUUUUUUAAAUAUUUUUAGUAGAGACGGGGGGGGGGGGGGUUUCACCAUCCUGAUUAGGCUGGUCUCGAACUCCCGACCUCAGGUGAUGGACCCGCCUCUGCCUCACAGAGUGCCGGGAUUACAGACGUGAGCCACCGCACCCGACCAAAUGUCCUUUCUAUUUUCUAUAAAUUAACAGUCAGAUCUAGGGGCUCGAUCAGAUUUGUGUGUGUGUGUGCCGUGUGCGCGUGCACAGCAUGUUCUUUGACUAGGAGGCACACCUGCUUUGGUUAUCUUCUUUUUGUAAUCUUUAAGUUGCUCUUUGAUGUAGACGUGGUAACUAAUGUUGAAACAAAAUUAGUUUCGUUUCAAAACCUUUCUUUCAGGAAGAGGUUGUGGUUGAUUACUUCUGCGACAGGUAGAUGCAAGGUUGAGCAAUCAUCUCUUAACAGAAGUGGUCACACUAGAAUAAUUCAAGCACAACAACAAAUCCCAUAUCAUCACCCCCUCUUAAUAAUGGUGUUUUCUUUUUACUUGAUUAGCUUUUAAUUGUCACGCACUCUGCAUUUUUUCCCUGAGGUAUUAUUUCCAGAAGGCAGCGAAAUAUGACUCAAUGGCAAAUUUGCUUUUUAAAAAUUAAACAAAACUUAGGCCAGCUGCCAUUUAAGAAGGGCUCCGGGGCCUCCAGACUCGGUGUGACCGCAGCCGUGCCCGGUGCUCCCCUCGCGGAGGCGUUAAGGCAGUAGGUUUAUCUCACUUGAGACCAUUCCUUCCUUUUUCAUCUUCUCCGGGCUCCGGCGCAGCAGGCCGCAGGGGCGGGGACUCGCAAGAACGCGGCAUCCUGGAUGGUGGCCGAGUCACCGAAGCUCAGAACCCCGCGUCCCAGAAUCGCUGAGAGCCGGCCCCGCACGGGGGCCUGGGAGCGCCACGCGCCCUCCACCCAGAGAGGCAGGCAGGCGGGCGGGCGGGCCGGGAGGGGCGGGGCCUCGGGACUCCGCCCACGCCUCCGUCUCCUCCGCGCUCCGCCAGAGCCGGCCGACACCACACCAGCCGGGGAGCCGCCGCCGCCGCCGCCACCUCUGAGCAGCCGGCUGGGAGCGAGAGCCGACAGCUAGUCUGCAAGCCACCGCUGUCGCCAUGGGGAGCCGCGUCUCGCGGGAAGACUUCGAGUGGGUCUACACCGACCAGCCCCACGCCGACCGGCGCCGGGAGAUCCUGGCAAAGUAUCCAGAGAUAAAGUCCUUGAUGAAACCUGAUCCCAAUUUGAUAUGGAUUAUAAUUAUGAUGGUUCUCACCCAGUUGGCUGCAUUUUACAUAGUAAAAGACUUGGACUGGAAAUGGGUCAUAUUUGGGGCCUAUGCGUUUGGCAGUUGCAUUAACCACUCAAUGACUCUGGCUAUUCAUGAGAUUGCCCACAAUGCUGCCUUUGGCAACUGCAAAGCAAUGUGGAAUCGCUGGUUUGGAAUGUUUGCUAAUCUUCCUAUUGGGAUUCCAUAUUCAAUUUCCUUUAAGAGGUAUCACAUGGAUCAUCAUCGGUACCUUGGAGCUGAUGGCGUCGAUGUAGAUAUUCCUACUGAUUUUGAGGGCUGGUUCUUCUGUACCGCUUUCAGAAAGUUUAUAUGGGUUAUUCUUCAGCCUCUCUUUUAUGCCUUUCGACCUCUGUUCAUCAACCCCAAACCAAUUACUUAUCUGGAAGUUAUCAAUACCGUGGCACAGGUCACUUUUGACAUUUUAAUUUAUUACUUUUUGGGAAUUAAAUCCUUAGUCUACAUGUUGGCAGCAUCUUUACUUGGCCUGGGUUUGCACCCAAUUUCUGGACAUUUUAUAGCUGAGCAUUACAUGUUCUUAAAGGGUCAUGAAACUUACUCAUAUUAUGGGCCUCUGAAUUUACUUACCUUCAAUGUGGGUUAUCAUAAUGAACAUCAUGAUUUCCCCAACAUUCCUGGAAAAAGUCUUCCACUGGUGAGGAAAAUAGCAGCUGAAUACUAUGACAACCUCCCUCACUACAAUUCCUGGAUAAAAGUACUGUAUGAUUUUGUGAUGGAUGAUACAAUAAGUCCCUACUCAAGAAUGAAGAGGCACCAAAAAGGAGAGAUGGUGCUGGAGUAAAUAUCAUUAGUGCCAAAGGGAUUCUUCUCCAAAACUUUAGAUGAUAAAAUGGAAUUUUUGCAUUAUUAAACUUGAGACCAGUGAUGCUCAGAAGCUCCCCUGGCACAAUUUCAGAGUAAGAGCUCGGUGAUACCAAGAAGUGAAUAUGGCUUUUAAACAGUCAGCCUGACUCUGUACUGCUCAGUUUCACUCACAGGAAACUUGUGACUUGUGUAUUAUCGUCAUUGAGGAUGUUUCACUCAUGUCUGUCAUUUUAUAAGCAUAUCAUUUAAAAAGCUUCUAAAAAGCUAUUUCGCCGGGCACGGUGGCUCAUGCCUAUAAUCCCAGCACUUUGGGAGGCCAAGGUGGGUGGAUCACCUGAGGUCAGGAGUUCGAGACCAGCCUGGCCAACACGGUGAAACCCCAUCUCUACUAAAAAUGCAAAAAUUAGCCGGGCGUGGCGGCACAUGCCUGUAAUCCCAGCUACAUGGGAGGCUGAGGUGGGAGAAUUGCUUGAACCCAGGAGGCGGAGGCAGAGGCUGCAGUGACCCAAGAUUGUGCCACUGCACUCCACCCUGGGCAACAGAGCAAGACCCCAUCUCAAAAAUAAAUAAAUAUAUAUAAAAAAUAAAAAAGCUAUUUCUAGUUUAUUUCACUAUAAAGUUUUGCUUUAUUAAAAAGCUAAUAAACAGCUAUUAAUCACAGUGUAUUAGUAUUUGUUACAUUUUUGUAUUUCACUAUCUUUAUACUAUAUAAUAUGGUAACUUGGGUACCGGGGGAACUUUAAAAUUUCAUCUCAAAAAUAAUUUUUAAAAAGCCUGAGGUAUGAUAUAGCAUAAAAGAUUGAGAUGAAAAUAUAUUUCCCUGUAAGCUGAAUUACUCAUUUAAAAAUUUUAACUUCUAUAUGGGACCCGAAUUAGACACUGCUGAAUCCUGUACAGCCUUACUCAUAAAUAAAGUACUUACUGAAUUUCCACCAUUCAAA
Pan troglodytes (chimpanzee) is the source of this 4888-nucleotide messenger RNA. It is a transcript of the gene DEGS1, whose product is annotated as delta 4-desaturase, sphingolipid 1. Bases 2953 to 3924 code for a protein of 323 amino acids. Gene Ontology annotation, biological process: ceramide biosynthetic process. The record is from RefSeq and is a predicted model, not a curated record. The transcript is spliced from 3 exons. Gene Ontology annotation, molecular function: sphingolipid delta-4 desaturase activity. NCBI's taxonomy places the organism in Eukaryota, Metazoa, Chordata, Mammalia, Primates, Hominidae. Gene Ontology annotation, cellular component: membrane.